AUGGGUGAGAUCAAUAAAGCAGACGUUGAGAAAUACCUGGAGAACAACCCACAAUUUGCCAAGGAGUAUUAUGACCGAAAACUGCGCCUCGAAGCUGUGGGAAGCGUCUUCAAAGUCAGCCCUGGGGAUGUGAAGGAUGGCGUCUCCUUCACGGAGAUGACAAAGCUUGAGGAAUGUCAGCUGCUUUUGGAGUUGUUGUUGGAAAUCCAGCAAGAAACCACCGAUAUGGAGAAGAUUGUGCAUAAAGUCCUGCAGAGGUUGGCCCAGCUGUUGGCAGCCGAUCGGUGUAGUAUGUUUAUUUACCGAUCUCGCAAUGGUAUUCCAGAGGUAGCUAGUCGGCUCCUUGAUGUCACAGCUAACUCCAAAUAUGAAAACAACCUGGUGCCUCCUGAGAAAGAAGUUGUUUUUCCUCUGGACAUUGGGAUAGUGGGUUGGGUUGCUCAUACCAAGAAACUAUUUAACAUUCCAGAUGUAAAAAAGAAUAAUCAUUUUUCUGACUUUGUGGAUAAACAAACUGGCUAUACCACCAUCAACAUGCUGGCAACUCCAAUUCUAAAAGGCAAGGAAGUGCUUGCUGUGGUCAUGGCCCUUAACAAGAAAAAUGCCACUGAAUUCUCCAAAGAGGACGAAGAGGUCUUUUCCAAAUACAUGAAUUUUCUUUCAGUUGCUGUAAGACAAUACCACACAUCAGACAUGUACAAUAUUGAAUACAGAAAAAGCCAGAUGCUUUUAUUGUCGGCCAACAAGGUAUUUGAAGAACUUACAGAUAUAGAGCGGCAGUUUCACAAAGCGCUGUACACUGUCCGAAUGUUCUUAAAUUGUGAAAGAUAUUCUGUUGGUCUGCUGGACAUGACCAAAGGAAAGGAAUUCUAUGAUGAAUGGCCAAUUUUGCUGGGAGAAGCAGAGCCUUACAAAGGUCCCAAAACACCAGAUGGCCGAGAAAUCAACUUUUAUAAGAUAAUUGAUUACAUUUUACAUGGAAAAGAAGAAAUCAAAGUCAUUCCGUCACCACCCGCAGACCACUGGUGUCUGGCUAGUGGGCUGCCAACAUAUGUCGCAGAAAAUGGAUUUAUUUGCAAUAUGAUGAAUGCACCUGCAGAUGAUUAUUUCACUUUCCAGAAAGAAGCUUUCGAUGAAACAGGCUGGCUUGUUAAAAAUGUCUUGUCUUUACCAAUUGUUAACAAAAAGGAAGAAAUAGUUGGCGUGGCUACAUUUUACAACAGGAAAGAUGGCAGACCUUUUGAUGAAAAUGAUGAGCAGAUUACUGAAAUGCUCACACAGUUCCUUGGAUGGUCUGUUCUAAAUACUGACACCUAUGACAAAAUGAAUAAACUUGAGAACAGGAAAGACAUCGCUCAGGAAAUGCUCAUGUACCAAACAAAGGCAACACCUGCUGAAAUCCAGAGCAUAUUGAAAUAUAAAGAAAAACUGAAGGUAGAAUCAAUUGAAGACUGUAAUGAAAAAGAUUUAAUCAGGAUUUUGAAAGAGGAACUGCCUCAGCCACAGGAUGUAGAACUUUAUGAAUUUCGCUUCAGUGACUUCCCCGUAACAGAAUUUGACUUGAUCAAGUGUGGGAUAAGACUGUUCUUUGAGAUAAAUGUCGUGGAAAAAUUCAAAGUACCAGCAGAGGUGCUCACAAGGUGGAUGUAUACUGUCAGAAAAGGGUAUCGUGACAUCACUUACCACAACUGGCGACAUGGAUUCAACGUUGGGCAAACCAUGUUUACUCUCUUGAUGACAGGCAAAAUAAAGAAAUAUUAUACUGACCUGGAAGCUUUUGCUAUGGUAGCUGCAGCUUUCUGUCAUGACAUUGAUCACAGAGGAACCAAUAACCUUUAUCAAAUGAAGUCAGCAGCUCCACUGGCAAGACUUCAUGGCUCUUCUAUUUUAGAAAGGCACCAUUUAGAGUACAGUAAAACAUUGCUACAGGAUGAGAGUUUAAACAUCUUCCAGAAUCUAAAUAAGCGCCAAUUUGAAACUGUUUUACAUUUAUUUGAAGUGGCAAUCAUAGCAACUGAUUUGGCUUUGUAUUUCAAGAAAAGGACUAUGUUUCAAAAGAUAGUAGAUGCAAUUGAAAAAAUGGAAAAAGAAGAGGAUGCAAUUAAAUAUAUAUCCAUGGACCCAACUAAAAAGGAAAUAAUCAUGGCUAUGAUGAUGACUGGCUGUGAUUUAUCUGCUAUCACUAAACCUUGGGAGGUACAAAGUAAGGUUGCCAUCAUGGUGGCAAAUGAAUUCUGGGAGCAAGGUGACCUUGAACGAACUGUUUUACAGCAACAGCCAAUUCCAAUGAUGGACAGGAAUAAGAGUGAGGAACUGCCCAAGCUUCAAGUUGGCUUCAUUGAUUUUGUGUGCACCUUUGUCUACAAGGAAUUUUCAAGAUUCCACAAAGAAAUCACACCAAUGUUCGAUGGUCUUCAAAAUAAUCGGGUGGAAUGGAAGUCACGAGCUGAUAUAUAUGAGGAAAAGAUGAAAGCUAUUGAGGAAGAAAAGAAAAGACGGGAGGAAGAGGCUGCCAAGAAAGCUGAAGCAGCAGGAGGAGGAGGAGGAGGUGGCGGCGGUGGAGGAGCUGGAGAAGGCAAAUCAAAAACAUGUACAAUUUUAUAA
Messenger RNA from Pogona vitticeps (central bearded dragon), 2604 nucleotides. RefSeq names its product phosphodiesterase 6C (gene PDE6C). Gene Ontology annotation, biological process: signal transduction. The record is from RefSeq and is a predicted model, not a curated record. Gene Ontology annotation, molecular function: protein binding; 3',5'-cyclic-nucleotide phosphodiesterase activity. NCBI's taxonomy places the organism in Eukaryota, Metazoa, Chordata, Lepidosauria, Squamata, Agamidae.